ACUAAAUGCAUCAUGAAUCAUGAUGGCUGUUGCGUUUUUGAUUUUAUAAGAAGCAGAACAUAACAUAACCAAAAUAACUCAUUGAGUUUCAUUCACAAGUGCUUGUUUUGUUUUGUUUAUCUUAAAUUUUCAUUUUGUUUUUAUACUUGGGUAAAUCAUCAUGGAAGAAGAAAAUGCAGUUGUGAUCAAGGCGAAUCCUACAAGAAAAAUUGGCAAACUCACGAGAAAUAAAGUUCCACCGGAGAUUUCAGAAGAUCCAAUACUGAUCGAGGCUAUCUCAGUUUUACCUUCAAAUUAUAAUUUUGAAAUUCCUAAAACUAUAUGGCGAAUCAGGGAAGCCAAAGCAAAACGUGUGGCAUUACAAAUGCCAGAAGGUUUACUGGUAUAUGCACCUACAAUAUGUGACAUUAUUCAAUCAUUCACAGAAGCUAACACUGUUAUUAUGGGAGACGUUACUUAUGGUGCUUGUUGCGUAGAUGACUAUACUGCAAAGGCAAUUGGUGUUGAUUUUUUGAUUCAUUACGGUCAUUCAUGUUUAAUACCAAUUGACAGAACCAAAGGGAUCAAAAUGCUGUACAUAUUUGUUGAAAUAAAAAUUGACACUGUACAUUGUAUAGAAACAAUUAAAUUAAACUUUCCAGUAACAACUAGAUUAGGCAUGGUUUGUACAAUUCAAUUUGCUGGUACACUUCAAGUUGUCGCCACAGAAUUGAGAAAGAAUGGUUAUACCAUCACAAUUCCUCAAAGCAAACCUUUGAGUCGUGGAGAGAUUUUAGGUUGUACAGCUCCAACAAUGAAUGAUGUUGACAUAUUGGUAUAUCUGGGUGAUGGUAGGUUUCAUAUGGAGGCAGCAAUGAUCGCUAAUCCACAUUUGCCUGCUUAUCGCUAUGAUCCUUAUGAAAAAAAAAUGACAAUAGAAAAGUAUGAUUUUGAACUAAUGAAACAGAAUCGAAAAGAGGCUAUUGAAAAAGCCAAAAAUGCAAAAGUAUUUGGACUUAUUCUUGGAACAUUGGGACGCCAAGGAAGCCAAAGUGUUUCCUACAGAAUAGAGGAAAAAUUAAAAUCUUUGAACAAAAAUUAUGUAAAAAUUUUAUCACCAGAAAUUUAUCCUCAAAAACUAAAACUUAUGACUGGUAUAGAUGCAUUUAUUCAAGUUGCUUGUCCAAGAUUAAGCAUUGAUUGGGGAACGCAAUUUGAUAAACCACUUCUCACACCAUAUGAAGCUGCUGUAGCUUUGUCAAUGACUGAAAUGGAAGAUAAGAAGCCUUAUCCUAUGGACUAUUAUGCUGCAAACAGUUUGGGUCCAUGGACACCAAAUCACAAGCCUAGUGACUGCGAAAACAAGUCUGGUAGCAGUUGUUGUGGCAAAUGCAUGGAAACCAAAACGAAAGAUUUGGUGGUUUAAUAAAACACCAAAUUGAUUUUUAGCCCUUGUUUUUAUUGUAAAUAAAAAUAAAUUGUAUCAUAUAUUAGUAUUAAGAAGAAUAAAUUGUAUUUUUUGUUAAGCAA
Molecule: messenger RNA, 1509 nt
Organism: Trichogramma pretiosum
Lineage: Eukaryota; Metazoa; Arthropoda; Insecta; Hymenoptera; Trichogrammatidae
Gene: Dph1
Product: 2-(3-amino-3-carboxypropyl)histidine synthase subunit 1
Exons: 4
Coding region: 161-1405 (414 amino acids)
Biological process (GO): protein histidyl modification to diphthamide
Molecular function (GO): 2-(3-amino-3-carboxypropyl)histidine synthase activity
Source: RefSeq, a predicted model, not a curated record